GAGAGAUGAUGGCGGAGGAAGAUCGGCGCUGAGCGCAUCUUUAUAUAAUUGCGUUCACUGAGGUUAUUGCAAUUAUAAAACAUAAUCGGCCUGCUCGCAAGAUCCAGCCAUGGGUAACGAGGCGAGCCUGGAGGGCGGUGAAGGGGCCACCAUGGUGGGGAUGUCUGUUUCAGCACCGAGCUCCGGACAGCUCCAGAAGCCCGUCAAUGGCGCAGCGGCCGGGGCUGGAGCAUCCUUCGAACCCAGGGCGGGGGUGAAUAGGCUGGCUGGAGGGGGAGGCCCACCAUCAAGCCCAAAAAUAGGCUAUGGAACCGGUAGUGAUCGAGGGCCAGGUGGUGACUUUGGCAUUGGUGGCAUUCAAGCAGGUGGGAACCUUUACAAACAGCCAGUCCAUGAUGGACCUAGGCAUUCCCAGACUUCUUCUACACAUCAAUCUCAAAUUCAAGCUUCAUCAGGGGGCAUGGGACCCACCCAAAGCCCUGGACAACAUGCCUCCAGACGCAACCUCCAGGUGGACUUUAGCAGCAGUGGUCGAACAGGCCGCUCACCGUCAGUGUCUCCCGACAGAGCCAGUGCUCCAACUUCACCAUACUCAGUACCCCAGAUUGCACCGAUGCCUAGCAGUAAGCUCUGUCCAGUUUGCAAUACUACAGAGCUGACAAAUGUUGAUGGAUCACCAAACUUCAACAAGUGCACACAGUGCCACACUACAGUGUGCAACCAGUGUGGCUUCAACCCCAACCCACACCUUACCGGGGUCAAAGAGUGGCUCUGUUUAAACUGCCAGAUGCAGCGGGCUUUGGGAAUGGACAUGACCACACCACGUUCCAAGAGUCAGCAGCAAAUACAUUCUCCUUCUCAUCAACCGAAGGCUGACCCCAUACCCAAGACCCAACCCUCAACUCAACCCACGCCACAGCUACAAACCCAAAACCAGACACAGAUGAAAAUUCAGCCUCAGCCUCAGCCUCAAACCCAGGCUUUCCAGAGACAGAUGGGUCCUAUUGGACCUAACCAGACUGGACUUCACAGUGGGCCACAAGCUGGUCUCCAGACACAAAAAGAACAACCACAAACAGGAAAUACACAAUUAGCUUCCCAGUCAGGGCUCAAGGAUACGCAGAGACAGCGAGGCGAGGUAUUAGGACCAAACAGUCCUGAAAGGGUGGCUCAGACUGGCCGGAUUCCUCAUCCAGGGGCAGUGCCUUUACCUGGCUUAGCAAAGGCACAGUCACAGUCUGAUCUGGGACGCAGCCCUCCAGUACGGUUUGGAAGUCAACCCGAUAAGACUCGAAGUGCUGGAAGCUCUCCAGCUCAUCACCCAAUGUCCCACGAGGCUCCUCAGGAUGGUUUAACUAAGCUUUUUGGUUUUGGGGCAUCUCUUCUAAAUCAGGCAAGCACCCUUAUUUCUGUUGAUCCUCUUCCUGGAUCCUCACCACACCCCUCGCCUGCCCGUAACCAGGGGACAAAGGUGAUCUUUAGUGAUGCUAAUGCUGGAGCUAGUGCUAAAACUUCAGCGGGGCCACCCGGCAGUGCCAAAAUGGGCCCAGGUGGAGUGACAUUCCCCAAAGGUCCUGGAGCCCCUCUCCAAAAACAGCCUCUGCAGCAGCAGUCACCAGUGCACCAUCAGAAAGGGCUGAAACAACAGCAGUCGCCGACACACCAUCAAACAACACUGCAGCAGCAGCAGCACUCACCACUAAAGCAGCCUCCACCUCAGCCAGUUAGUCAGAAACCAGACGUUACCUGUCCACUAUGCAAGACUGCCUUCAGUGUUGGAACAACAGAACCACCAAACCACAGGUCUUGCACCCAGUGUCAUACAGAGGUGUGCAAUCUUUGUGGUUUCAAUCCCACACCACAUCUGUUAGAGAAGAAAGAAUGGCUCUGUCUAAACUGUCAGACUCAGAGACUGAUGUCUGGUGGACUUGACCCUCUUCCGGUUCCACCUUCAUCACCCAGCCGUCAACCAAUGGGUUCACCUCGGCAUCAACAGCUUUCCAGCAAGCAACAGCAAGGACUUCAGACAAUACCAUCACAGCAGAAACCUCCUGUUUCUCAACAGAGUGGUUUCUCUUCCCCUAUAGCCAGACCAGCAAGUGAUAUAAAAACUUUUAAACAGCCUGCUACAGCUACAGCACCUCCUGUGUCUACCACUAAUGCAUUUGCUAGUGAAGAAGAUGGAAAGGAAACUGUACCCAAACUAGAUAAAGGGCCUGACCCUGGCAAUAGAGACAAUAAACUAACUCAAAAGAGAGUAACAACAGAAUCAAUACAAACACCUUCUAAAGAUGAAAAGAAAGAAUUACAGAGUAUUACCAAAUACUAUGAGGAAACCAGCAAGACAAAUAGCAAUCAUGAUCUAUCACGAAGUCCACAGAGUUUGAGUGAUACUGGCUAUUCCUCUGAUGGAAUUUCCAGUUCACAUAGUGAAAUUACUGGCCUUAUCCAGGAGGAAGAGCUAAAAAUGAGCGAGAGAGGUCUGACCGGACACCAUACACCACCAAGUCCAUCUGAGCUGAUUAAGCUAGAGAGCUCCAUGCGACCUCUUCUAGAGUCAAAAUUUUCUGAAGGGGAAAGAGUACAGGACAAGAAGCGUGGAAAACAGCAACAUGGUGACAUCAGGAAACAUCAGUCUCGCUCAAUAUCAAUUAGUCCAGAGGAAUAUGACUCAGAUGAGGACUUUGAAGGCAUUAUGGAAGAAGAUGAGGAUCCAACUGAGGAAGAGCUUAGAACAAUUGCUGCCUUAGAGGAUAACAGUAGCCAUAAAAAAAGAAAUUCAGAACCUGAAGAGAUUACUGAUGAGGAGUUUAUGAGAAGGCAAAUUAUGGAGAUGAGUGCUGAUGAGGAAAAUGAGGAUGAGGAUGAAGAAGAGGAAAUGGAAGAAGAGGAUGAUGAUGAGGAUGAAGGCUAUGGCUACAAAAAGCUAAAAAAGACUCAAAAGCACAUCAGUGACUCAGGAAAAGAAAAGCGCCGUCUCACUUAUCACUCAAGUAGCUUUGAGGAGGACAGUAAAACAACUAGUGAUGUAUACAAAGGGUCAGCUGAGGAGGACCUUAUGGCCUCGCAAGGUGGCUUACGCAGAUUUAAGACCAUAGAAUUGAACAACACUAACAGUUAUAGUCGAGACAUGGAGUUAAACAACGACAAUGACCUGAGUCUCGACCGAGAACCUGAACUGGAGAUGGAAAGCCUCACUGGUUCUCCAGAAGAAAGGUCAAGAGGGGAAUUUUCCUCCACCCUCCCACCAACCACCUCUAGCUAUACCUCAGGAAUAUCCCCUACUUCUAUAUCAUCCAUGGAAGAUGACAGUGACAGUAGUCCUAGUAGGAGGCAGCGGCUGGAGGAGGCAAAGCAGCAGAGGAAGGCUAGACAUCGCUCCCAUGGCCCUCUCCUUCCUACCAUUGAGGAUUCCUCAGAAGAAGACGAGUUGAGGGAAGAAGAAGAACUUCUAAGGGAGCAGGAAAAGAUGAGAGAAGUGGAGCAGCAGAGAAUACGAAGCACUGUCCGGAAAACAAAACGUGACAAAGAAGAGCUAAGAGCACAAAGGCGCAGAGAACGAUCCAAGACUCCCCCAAGUAAUCUAUCCCCCAUUGAGGAUGCUUCUCCAACAGAGGAACUAAGGCAAGCAGCCGAGAUGGAGGAACUCCAUCGGUCCUCUUGCUCAGAAUACUCUCCUUCAGCUGACUCAGAUGCUGAGGGCUAUGAAAUUUCAUCAAAGCUGUAUAAAUCUGGUAGCGAGUAUAACCUACCAACCUUUAUGUCACUUUAUUCUCCUACUGAAAAACCACAAACUACAUCAUCUACAGCUGCUAUAACAACUUCCUCUAGUGGCAAACAAUUAAAAAGUGCAGAAGAAGUAUACGAAGAAAUGAUGAGAAAAGCAGAGAUGUUGCAGAAACAACAAAAGCAGCAGACACAGCAGCAAUCAGGCUCAGGUCUGAUUUUACAACAAUACAGCACCACCACCUAUCAAGAGUCAGAUAUUAGAAAUAGACAAGAUAUUGAGGAUGAAUAUGAUUAUCCCGAUCAAGAUGAUCUCCACUAUGAAAAUGAGGAGACAGUCGAUAUCUAUGAAGAAAUCCGCCAGACCUCACAAAACAUUUCAAAACAGCUUGAUGACCAAAUGGAGAUGGAUGUGUCCUAUUCAGAAAAGCAGUUACUAGAUACAGGCUCAGCCUUUGCUAAGCUGCUGGAACAAAGCAAUGCUUUACUGACUCCUGGCACAAGUCCCACCCAGCUCUCAGCACCAGUAUCAUUUUCUGAAACUGGGACAGGAGGAAGGAUUCCUGAUGUCAGGGUAACCCAACAUUUUUCAAAAGAUGGGCCCAAAGAUAGGCUUAGAAAUCAAACUGGUAAAAAUGGUAUUACACCAGCAGUUGCUGCCACAACUAUUGCUGCUUAUGGAGUGUAUGCCAGGGAUUCUGUCACUGUCUCUCAAACUAGUGCCAGUCAAACAGUGUCCACUACACAGCCCAACUUAUAUGGUCGGCAGACAACCACAACCACUGCUGGUGUUUCAAAUGUGUCUCAUAAAAUAGCUGCAAUCACUCAAGCUUACAACCAAAGAGAAAGUGCUGCAAGGAAAAUGGCAAUCAGCAAAGGAGUCCAAAUGAGGGAUAAUUCAACAUCAUCAGAAACUAUAAUUGAAUCAGGCCCAAGUUCAAUUAGGUGUUAUACUUACCACGAAAGGAGUCCACCUCUUUCUCCCACUUCAUCUCCUCUUCACAGUCCAACAAGAUCUCCGUCUAGGAGAACAGCAGAGCUUUCUACUCAAACUGUUAACCCUUCAAUGUUAGCUUCUUUAGGGAAUGCUUCUCACACCUCUUUAGUUAUGGCACAGGGCACUCAAACUUCACAUGGGGUUGUUUCACCCAGCCUUUUCAGACAGCAGUCAUCUCAAGAUGCAUAUUUUAUUGUUAGAACAGAGGAGCUUGAGCCCACUAGUCCACCAAAACCAGCUACAGUUAACACAGCAACAUCUCCUUUGUCUUCACCAACAAGAUUUAGCCGUCAAUCAACAUUUGAUGCCUACUCACCUCCUGUCAGCCCUCCUGAUACUCCACCACAUCAGUUAUCACCCCAGCAUGGUUUCUAUAAGAACUACAGAGCUGAAAAAGUUAAUGUUGGAACUAGCAUGGUCACUACUGCUAGCAUGUAUACACGUGGAUCACUGUCAAUGGAAAACAUAUCACUUUGUCGGAUUUCAACAAUUCCUGGUACUUCAAGAAUUGAGCAAGGACAACGGUUACACAGUGGAAGUGUAGUGGAUCUACGAACCGGAAUAAAGCCAACACCAAUUAUUAUGACUGACCAAGGAAUGGACUUGACUUCCUUAGCCACAGAAUCUCGAAAAUAUUCUGGGUCGGCUGAAGGAAGCCCCAUUCGUCAAUCCACAACUAUUCAGCCCUUAAUAAUGAACCUCAAUACACAAGAGCAGCUGCAUGUUGUGACAUCAACAGCAACAACUGUCAGUGUUACUGUAGCUGCAUCUAUGUUCAUGUCCCAGCCUAAGCACCCUGUGCUGUAUUGUGAUCCCCUUGAAAACAGAUUUGAUUUGGGCAAAGAUAUGGGAACAGUAGUUUGCCUGGCACCAAAUAAGCCACCACCAGUUGAUCCAUCCAUACCAAAGAUUGAUGCUAAGCUUGAAGACCUGAGUAUCCAGCAGCAGCAGUUACUUAAACAGCAGCAGAAGCUUCAAGAGCAACAACAACUUCUUGAGCAGCAGCUUCAGCAACAUCAUCAGCUUCAACAACAACAAGCCGCAUCUUUUGCAAAAUUGAACUUAUCUAGCCAACUACCUCUAUUAAAAAAGGAUAUGCUUGUGACUCAAAAAAGCACUGCCACAGAGGUUAAUGUUAUCUCGCCAGGUAUGACAUCUGAGGUUUAUAGUGUUGGAGGUCCACUUGAGUUAAGGGGAAAGCAAGCUGAGACAAGUAUCAUGAAUUUAACAAAUGUUAAGCCUCAAGGGAUGAUGGUCCAGAUAGAUAACACUGCACAAGGAUCCACUAUAACGCAACUAAUCAAACCAGAGGAAGGCCAGGAUGCAAUGAAUUUAACAGGGCAAAUUAAACCAGAAAAUCAAGUAACUUGUUGUGACAUAGUAUAUAACUUGCCCUUUGGUGGCAGCUGUGUGGGUGGUCCAUUUUCUCAGAAACCAAUCACAGAUGAAAUUUCUAAGCCAUCAUCAAGAGCACCCUCCUCACUACCACAGCUCUAUCAACAACAUGGUUUACCGCAAGAUGGGCAAAUAUACCAGGAUUACACAAUUAAAUCAUACACAUUGCCUCUCCCUGGACGACUGCAACCAUCAAUGUCUGAAACAAACCUUGCAGAGGCAGGGUUGUCAUCAUAUUCAGCUAAGAUUGAUCCCCAUUUUCAUGCCUCUGGAGAAUUGUUCACAGACACAGUAAAGGAUGGCUAUGAUGGUGGGUACCUUGGAAUGGGGCUUCAGUAUGGCUCCUACACAGAUCUUCGUCAGGGUGAUGUUGCAGAUCCUCCAAUUAGAAGGUACAGCUCCCUGACCAACAUUAGCUCAGAUUAUGGAUAUUUCUCAGGUGAUUUUGCAGAAUCUAAUCUUGCCCAAUACAGUGCCACAACUGCCAGAGAGAUAAGUCGCAUGUGUGCAGCCCUUAACUCCAUAGACAGAUAUAGCAGCAACCCUGACAUACUACAACUUAGCACCGGAAGAAGUAGUGGUCCACCUAGUAGAAUUAGUCUGCCCCAAAGUCACAGACCUGGUUUCAAAUACAGCUCAGAUGGAAAACCUCUUUCUCACAGUCAAGCGCUAACUGAUCUAAUAAAUGCAAGACAAGCCAGUCUUCGAGCUAUGUAUCCAUCAGCUAUUAGAGCAGCUGAUGGCAUGAUCUAUUCAACUAUAAACACACCAAUUGCAUCAACAGUUCCUAUAACUACCCAGCCUGCACCUGUGCUACGGCCUUUAUUAAGAGGGGUAUAUAGACCUUAUCCUACACCAAAUAUGACACCAAUACCCCUGGCAAGCCUAACUAGACUGCCACUAGAUCCAAGGACUGGGCAGGCACCCUUCCAAUGUUCUACAUCUAAUCCUCUCCCUGUUACAACAUCUACAAAAGUUUCUGAGUCUCCAGCUACCACAACAGUCCAAGAUGCUCCAUUAUACCUUGGUAAGUCUCCGGUAAGCCUAACAGUAGCUGGAGCAGUAACACAGCCAAUUCAGCCUUCUUCUGUACCUGCUGGUCCUAUCACGUCAGCAUCUAUUUCAGUACCAAUGGCCAUGGCAAUGAAUCAAUCUGAUAUCCAACUGCAACCAAUAAAUCUAUCUCAGACCAACAUUCAGGCCAAGUCCUCUCCCCAGCUUCCUAUACAACACCAAUUACCAGUGCAGGGUCAUCCUAUUGCUUCCAAAACACAGCCACCUCCAUCAUCUCAAGGAGGUAGAACCACUACUGCUGCUGUGAGAAGUAUUGUUCCAAACCAAGAAAAGGAAACAGAGGAAAGACUGCAUCAACAGCAGGAACAGCUUUUGCAGCUUGAAAGAGAAAGAGUGGAACUGGAAAAAUUGCGACAGCUAAGGCUUCAGGAGGAGCUUGAGCGAGAGCGUGCAGAACUGCAGAGGCAUAGAGAAAAAGAGCAGAUGCUAGUGCAGCGAGAAAUUCAGGAACUGCAGACUAUAAAGCAACACGUUUUGCAGCAACAACAAGUUGAGAGAGAAAGUCAGUUGGUUCUACAGAGAGAGCAACUAGCUCAACAAAAACAGCAGCUUGACCAGAUUCAAUCUUUGCAACAACAGUUACAGCAGCAGCUUGAAGAACAAAAGAGACAAAAGACUGCCACGGCUAUUGCUGCAGCUAGUGCGAAUACUCAAAUCCUCAGUGAUCAAUCUGGCAGAAUAAUUCAGCCACAGGAAUUGGCCCCUGAUAUGUUGUAUAGUGAUGUUCAGGUUUUCUUAAGGCCACUACCAAAUUCUACAUCAGAAAUAUGCUUGAGAAAUAGUGAAGAUCAGACAGAAAUCAGGUCCAUGCGUAAACAAAGGUCAAUGCCUCGGCUGCAAGAUGGAAAUGAUGGAGAAAUGACAAUGUUUUCCUUGCCCCAAAGGCUUGUAGACUGUAGUGUGCAAACUGAUGAUGAAGAUGGAGAGGAGAGGUACCUGGUAUCAAGAAGACGACGAACUAGGCGCAGUGUGGACUGCAGUGUUCAGACAGAUGAUGACGAAGACAAGGCAGAGUGGGAGCAGCCAGUUAGACGUAGACGUUCCCGUUACACAAGACAUUCUGGUGAAUCUGGUGUAGAUCAUAAAUCUGAAGCACCUCCUUUUACCACAUCAGUUUCUAAAACAACAUCUUCCAGCAUUGCUAUCCAGACAAUUCGAGACUGUUCUUGCCAAACUGAGACAGAGCAGCUGGUUAGAGUAUCUCCAAGCAUACAUGUCACAAUGCCAGACCCCAGCAAGGUUGAAAUUGUCCACUAUAUUUCUGGUCCUGAGAGAACACAGAAGGGACAAAGCUUAGCUUGCCAAACUGACCCUGAGACACAGUCUCAAAGCAUAGUUAUUCCACAGAUUAGCAUUGCUACCACUGUCAGUCCCACCAGUGUCCAGUUAGUUGGUUCUGCAGAUCCACUCUCUCCAGGUCAACAGAGUGCUAUGAAGUUUGGGAGACGGAGACCUGAUCCUUUGGAGUUUGGCUACCAGCAGCAUCACCUGCAUAAUGAGUCUUUGUCCAGCUUGAUCCGGCAACAACCUAAAUCUCCACAGGUGCUGUAUUCUCCUGUUUCUCCUCUUUCUUCUCCACAACGCAUCAUAGAAACAUCAUUCUCUUCUAGUGAGAGGCUGAAUAAAGCACAUGUCACCCCGCAGCAGAAGUCCUGUAUUGCUGAAUCAUCACAGAGACAUCAGGCCCUUCCCCGCCCAAUGAAGAAUAUUCAGAGAUCUAUGUCAGACCCUAAGCCUCUCAGCCCAACUACAGAUGAAAAUACCAAGGCUAGGAUUUCACUUUAUCAACAGCAAGCCCUUCAGAGUCAGCUGGCAGCCCUGCAGCAGAGCUCCCUCCUAAGGAAGGUGAAGAGGACCUUGCCCAGCCCCCCACCAGAGGAGACUCACCUGCCUAUGGUCACUCCUAACCUAUCCCACAUGCUUGUGCCCUCUCUGCCAUCUCUUAAAGGGGGGUCUCGUUUAGCUGCAAAAGCCAGUCUUCUUAAGGACUUGACCCAUGAGUUGAAGGCAGUUGAGCAGGAAUCUACAAAGCUACGUAAACAGCAGGCUGAGUUGGAGGAGGAAGAAAAGGAAAUUGAUGCCAAGCUCAGAUAUCUGGAGUUGGGCAUCACGCAGCGAAAAGAAACAUUGGCAAAGGAAAGAGACAGGAGGGAGCUAGCAUACCUGCGCUGCAUGGGUGAUUCGCGGGACUAUAUGUCAGACUCUGAGCUCAACAAUCUUCGCCUGUCAGCUGCGGCCACAUCCUUUGACACCAAUGGGCUAAUGACAAGACCUAGCACGGCACCACUCAGCCAGUUUACCUGUGAGCUAAAUACUGCUGCCCAGUUUCCCCCCACAUCAUCUUUUAUGUCGUACCAGUACCCCCAAAGUCUCCAAACAGCACCUACCCCACAGGCCUCUACACUGCAGAGCACAGGUUUCAACCAACCUCCCUAUCCAUCAGUAACCCAAGCUCAAGCUCUCCCCCAACCCACCCCCUUGCAGACUUAUCCAACCCUAUCUUAUCAGGUCCAAGGGACAUUUCCUUCCCAAGUCUUCCCACAGAACCAGCCUCCAUAUCCAGCAGACACUUCAGUGCCACCUCCAGUACAGCCAAGCCAACCAGGGUUUCAGCCUACCCUACCACCUACUGGUCCAGUCCCUUAUCCAACCCACAGUACACCAUACCCAAGCCAGGCACCCCCCUAUCCAGUCAGUCAAGCAAGUACUUAUCAGCCACAGACAGACACUCUCACUUUUCACCAAAAGCCACGACAGACAUCGCUUGCUGACCUUGAACACAAGAUGCCCACAAAUUAUGAGGUUAUAAGCAAUCCUACAGUUGUAGUAACAACCACUGCCCAAGAUAUCACUUACAGCCAGUCUGGUUUGGGUCCAUCUUAUGGCCAAUACAGUACAACUAUGGCAAGCACUUAUGGCCCCUACUCCUCAUCUGUAUCAAAUACAUAUGGUGGGUCUUUAACAACCUCUGCAGCCUCUGGUUAUGGGCCAUACACAACAAUCUCAUCCAGUAGUUAUGGGCAGUACACAACAACUAUUGCAAAUACUUAUGGAUAUACAGUAACUACAGCUAGUUCCUAUGGGCAAUAUAAUACCAUUGUUACAAAUACAUAUGGGCAGACAACACUAUCUGACCAUGUACACUCAAUGGAGAGCCCCUCUAUGUACACAAGUGACGGCCUAUACGGAUCAUCCAGCCUUGAGCAGAAUGUCCCAAGGAACUAUGUCAUGAUUGAUGACAUAUGUGAACUCACCAAGGAAGGCAUGGGCACUAGUUCAGACUCACAUCGCAAUGAGGGACAUGGACGAUAUGGGAGUGACGGACUUCACACUCGAGGGGGGAGCUCCUUUGGCAGACCAGAGGAUGAACGUGAUGCAGAUCUGUACGACCAGCAUCAUGGCAGGGGUAAGAGCACCUGCAACUACCAAGCACAAGGGGCACAUACGCAUGGCCGGGUAGUGGGAAGCAGUAGCAUGGGUGGGGGAUCAUCAUAUUACUAUGAUGACUGCAGUCACUCAACACCUACAUGGGCAGCCCAGAGGCACUCCUCAAAGAACCAGUGCCCUUCAGCCGUCAUGUCCUCCAGGAGGAGCAAACAUCGUAAACAAGGCAUUGAGCAGAAGAUAUCCAAGUUUUCCCCAAUUGAGGAGGCUCAUGAUGUGGAGGCUGAUCUGGCCUCUUACACCAUGAGCACCUCUACAACAAGUGGUUAUGGCUCAGGUUCCCAUUACCAUAAACUUCAGGAUGGCAUCUAUGGGCUACGGAGUUCUUACAGUCCACAACGGGGCUACUAUAAUGAUGAACAUCUCUAUGGCUAUGGCAGGUCCCGUUCAGCUGGUUAUGGCAUGGACAAAAUCUCUCCCUGCGAGAGGGCCUACAGAAGCAGGUCAUAUGAACGGGACCGUAUAGACCGGUCAUACCGCAGCAACUAUGGCCACAGUGUGUGCCCUGCUUUGCAUUCUCAAUAUUCAGAAAAGGAGAACUCCCACCUCAUGACGAAGCUCAUGGGUGUUGGGAGGGCUUUCAGCUAUCCAUCAAAUUCAUAUGGUUCAAGUCACUCUCUACCUGAUGUGCAGGACCAUAUUCGAGACCUGCCCCGGACCCAUGUCUACAAACCAGAUGAUAUGUAUAUAAUUGACGAUAUGCAUUGUGCUGUUUCUGACAGCGAAGCAUACCAUCUUGGUCAAGAGGAGACAGACUGGUUUGAGAAACCUCGUGAUGUUCGUGGUUCCCGUCACUAUGGCAGCAGUGGUCAUUCUGGAAGACGAGGCCAUGUGAAGCACACAUACCAUGAUUAUGAUGAACCAACAGAAGACCUUUGGUCACAAGAUGAUUAUGGUCACACCCGCCACAUUUCCUCUAGAGAGCACCGCCAUCACAGCAGUGGAAGUUCUGGUAGGCACUCCUCACGCCACUCAGAUGAGCCUCGUUCCUCUCGAUCAUCACGUUCCUCGAAGGAUCCAUCUAUGCGACAUGAGUCCCGCUCCUUGUCAUCUUCAGGAAGGAGGGGAGAAUCUCGUUCUCAGGGCUACCACUCAUCAGAAUAUUCUCGUGACACCUCAGGCCACCACCAUAGCUCCCGUUCUGGAAAACAAUCGUCCCACCAUCAAGGGUCCUCCAGCAGGAAGCAACAGGACCACUCAUCAUCCAGACAGCCAGGAUCUCUUGGGCCUGGACAGAAGGGAACAAGUGGACCUGCAAGCUCAAGCAGGCAAGCUGUCUCUCAGCCACCUGUUGAUGGGCAACAAGGUCAGCGAACACAGCUUCAGCAGCAGGCACAGACAUCAGCUGCCAGGCCAGGUUCUCAGACAUCUGCCACGGGCACAACACAACCACAAUUAGUACAAGCCCAGCAACUGCAAGCUAAACCUGGCCAGACUGGUCCAACAUCUCGACAACCCACCCCAGCAGCACAGACAUCUCCAGCUGUUACUAAACCAGAGCCCACCCCUGCCACUGCUAUUGGAGCAAAAGCAGUCCCCAGCCAACCUGCCAAAACAGCCCAGCCUCCACUUACCGGGAUAGGCUCCAAAGCAGCUCCAAGGCCUGGUGGAAUUGGUAGCGCAGCUGCAGGUCAGCCGGGUGUAGAUGGAGAGAGCAUGCUGUCUAAAAUUUUGCCUGGAGGAGCUGCAGAGCAAGCUGGCAAACUAGGAGAAGCCAUCUCUGGAUUUGGCAAAAAGUUCACCUCCUUGUGGUGAGGUAGUACAGUUAAAGGGUGUCUAAAAUGACAGAGGAUGUUUUUGCACUGGAAAAACCUAUGAAGUUUCCCUAUUAUGUUUUAAUUUAAAGAGAAGAUAACUCAAGCAAGAAAGUGAGAGGGAGAGAUACUGUCUGGUUGCUCUGCCAACCUGGACUGGAAUCACAGGACUUUAGGUAUGGGUCAUAAAUCAAAGGCGACAAAACUGUUCGCUCUGAAAGCCAGACAAUGAUUUGGGAAGCCUGUACCCGUGUUCUAGCUGAACAACACGGCCAAAGAUAUUAACAGCCAACUUUGAGCACGACAGCUCUAAACAAGGUCCAACAGAACACGGCGGAGAGCGAAGACUCCAGUCGCACAAUGUCAACAAACCGAACAGGUCUAAAUCUUGACUUCUGUGUGUGCAUUACUCUGAAAACUAGAGCAGCACAGGAGAAGCGUGAUUCCGUGUGAAAUGCUUUUCACUCCCCUCUCAGGAAUGAAAGAAGAAAUAGCAAUGUUAGGACACUUAGAAAAACUUCAUAGGUUUUUCCUAAAAAGAAAAAAAAAAAAAAAAAAAAAAAAGGAAAAUCAUGACCAUGUGAACUAUAACACACAUCUCUAUGCUAAGUCCUUUAACUCAACAUUCCAGAAUGAAAAAAAAAAAAUCUGUUUGUUUGUUUUUGUCUUUUUUCUUCUUUCUCUUGCUAUGUGCUAUAAAAGUGUAAAGUGGACUAGGAAUGCAUGUAAUCCAAGACCUUACACUGUUCACGAUAUCAAUGAGAGGUUGACGAGGAGGAUUUGUGCAUUAAUACCCGAGCAGAGAGAGUAUGAUGAAGAGGACGAAAGAAAGUCUAGAACAAGCCCAAACAUAAGACUCGGUUCAUCACUUGGAAAACAAUGUCAGGUUCCGACCAAUCAGGUCUUUUUUAUUCAUUGUCCUUUCCAAAGUAUUACGAAAUUGUCCUCAGGCUGCAGAUGGGGUGUUUUUACAACCGUUGUCCGGUAUUGGCCAGUUGGAAUCUUGUGCAUUAUCUUUUUGUUUCGUUGUUCUAUUGUCGCCUUGCUAUGUUUGUAGAGUGUUUAACAUAUUUUUCUAUUCAUGAUAUUUAUUUUUUUCCGCAUUGUUUGUAUAUAGAAAAAAAUAGACUGAAGUUUAUUUAUAUUUUUUAAUUUGAGUGGUUUUUUUUUAAUUAUUGUUUUGAGUUCUUUUGUUUGUUUGUUGCCGUUUUAAAUCCAUUGUUACUCUGUAACUUGUUUACAGCCUUUUUUUUUAUAUAUAUAUAUAUAUAUAUUUUUUUUUUUUUUUGGGUUGAAUUUUAUGUUAGACGGUUUAAAAAUAGAUCAAAAGCAAUAGUGGAUGGUCGUCAGUCAGUAAAGAGCACAAUUGUUAGAUGUUUUUACAGUAGUGGUCAGAAGAGUGAUAUCUGUCUGUAAACAUGUAAUAUAUCUGUAAGGUUCAGGAUCACUGUCUAUUAAGUCAUUAAAAAGUGAUGCCCAGUCUCUUAUAAUAACACAUUAGGUGUCAAAGCCAUGAUUUGUUUUAAAAGAUUUUUUUAUUAAAUGACUAUAAUAAUGAAGAAAAACACAAAGCUAGUCGGAGAAAUAAGGGAGAUGCUUAGUGGAAUGUUGGAACUUUUAAGCAAGUAGAGAUCGCAUGUUCUGAAAAAAAAACAACAAAAAAAAAAAAACAAAUCUUGAUAUUGCUACGUGUUCUAAUGGUAGGUGUGAAUGAAUUUGGAUGUGCGUAUGUAUGCAUCUACAUUUGUUAUCAUUCAGAAAAAAGAAAACAAAAUCUGAUCAACAACAGGAAAAGAAACGUUUGGUCAGGGAACUUUUCAUUUCAGACCUUCUAUGCAAUGAUUUUCUCAGCUGAGAAAAAUGGUUGUCAGAGUAUUGAAACAAAACGAACCACUAAAUCCAAGAAUAACUAGAUAGUAGUUUCGAAAAUGUCACUUGGGGGCUGAUUUGUUUGUAUAAGAGAAACCGUGAUGUAAAUAUUAUAAAUCUGAAAUUUUAUUUCCCAUAUUUGUGGCAUGUUUCCCAUUUUGUGGCGCUGUUUUGAAACGGAGCCAAUUAGCCAUAGCGAUUAACAUAAACGCCAAUCAUUUCUCACUAUCCAUGGAUGGUUGCUGCUACAUGAACGGCAUACGAUGGGGUCGCCGGCCUUCAUGAUGCUUAGUUGCCUAUUGGUGCGAUACUUAAAGCAAGAUACAAACCUAAAGCGUAUGUCUACAAACACAGACAUCCAGAAACAACGAGUUGAGUUCGUUGCAGCGUUUAAAGGGUUGCCCCGUUUGGGAACUCUCUUGAGUUGAGAGGAAGCCCCGAUGAAACGACCUACGGCUUCCGAGUUGCGUCACAAAUUAUAUCGGUUUAUACAUAUUCGGAUAUAUUUAUUUUUUCAAAUAAUAGUUUGAAAUAACUAUACCAAUAUUGAAUAAAUGAUAUUUUAUUAAACAAAGGAAAGAAAUAGAGCUAUGUUAUGUAAAUGGAUCCGAAUGUAUAUGUGAUGGCAUAUAAACGAGUGUGAAACGAGCAGUUAUAUAGCAAUGUAGCAAUGUAUAGCACCUAUAGACCACUUAAAACACUCAACAGUACUGCCUGCAAUAUGAACUAUAUUAGCUAUCAUUCUGUCUUGUGUCACUUUUCUUUUGCGUGUGUGUGCGUGCGCGUGUGUUCGUUCGAUUCUAUUCACCUCAGGAAAGCAUAGAGUUAACGCACCAAGGGGAGAUAUAUGCAUCGCUAUAAGGGCUUAAUUACAAUACUAAGAAAGCCAUUCAUUCUAACACCCUAGGUUUGUGAUUCAUUAGGGCUGUUGACUGUGAUGUAUGUCAGGGAAACCAGAUCACCUGCCAUUAUCUAUGCUAUUUAGUUACUCGCUCAUUCACACGUUGCGAUCCUUUUUACCGGAUUAGAAAACAGUUACUCUUGUAGGAGUAAGUAUGUGGCACAAAGAAAGAGGAGAAACGACUGAUGCCGCUCUGUCAAAAAGGAAACAAUCAGCUAAAUUUGUUUUACAAUAACCUAAUAAUUGCAUGGGCCCCCCCUUUGCUGCUCAGUUGCACUGGCAACCAUUUUCACAGUUAAAAGGACGUGAAUAUAUCUGUAAAACAUGUAAAUUGUACUAUACUUCUGCACACGAAACAUUCAGAGCAAGGUGUAAAAUGACCUGUUGUUUUGUGUAAAUGACAUCAGAAAAAGAGCAUCAUGACAUAAACAGAAACCAAAUAAACAUAAAGAUUCAAAUAAAUCACACUGUGUAUGUGGUUGGCUCAUGUGGACUGUUUGGAAAUGUACAAAAAAAAAAUGUAUCGAGACGCAUUUUUGGUCUAUGGUCUAUACUUGUUGUGAUUGUUAAUGCAGAUAAAAGACUCUUUAAAAAGAGAAUAUGGCUUCCAUACAAUUUGUGGGUGGGACAAUUUGAAUUGACAAAUGUAAAAAAAAAAAAAAAAAAGAAAAAAAGACAACAGUUUGAAGGUGUUCGAAAAACACAAUUAAUGUUACAUUCACUGUUGUGAGAGCAUAUCCAUAUAUCCAUUGUAAACUUUGUGUUUGUUUCAGUGUAUACCUGUAGUAGGCUUGAUGUAACGUCAUGUUGUGUGAUGAAAGUAAUAAUGACUCUUCAAUACAAUCAGGAAAAAAUAAAAGAGGAUUUUAAAAAAACACCUGAA
This is a messenger RNA of Puntigrus tetrazona (Sumatra barb), 16043 nucleotides long. It is a transcript of the gene bsna, whose product is annotated as bassoon presynaptic cytomatrix protein a. Lineage: Eukaryota; Metazoa; Chordata; Actinopteri; Cypriniformes; Cyprinidae. Gene Ontology annotation, biological process: protein localization to synapse; presynaptic active zone assembly. The record is from RefSeq and is a predicted model, not a curated record. The transcript is spliced from 13 exons. Gene Ontology annotation, molecular function: metal ion binding; structural constituent of presynaptic active zone. Gene Ontology annotation, cellular component: GABA-ergic synapse; cytoskeleton of presynaptic active zone; axon. The coding region runs from base 110 to 12391 and encodes 4093 amino acids.